Molecule: messenger RNA, 239 nt
Organism: Symbiodinium sp. CCMP2456
Lineage: Eukaryota; Dinophyceae; Suessiales; Symbiodiniaceae
Source: the annotation of a GenBank genome assembly
AUGGUUCUCACCGGGCUCCUCAUGGGUGCCCGGGAGUUUGCUCUUUAUGGCAUGGCCAACAUCCUUUGCCAGCUGACGCUGGCAGGGGCUUGGUUCUUCGGCCCGAAGCCCAUGAACUUGCCUCUGCUCGGCUGGGCCAGCUUCGCCUCGAAUGUGGUGUUGAUGGCGGUGAUGGCCGCGACCAUCGCUCUGAAUCGCCCUCUGCGACAGAAGUAUGGGCUGAUGCUGCAGUCCGCUGA